Molecule: messenger RNA, 1395 nt
Organism: Acomys russatus (golden spiny mouse)
Lineage: Eukaryota; Metazoa; Chordata; Mammalia; Rodentia; Muridae
Product: sodium-dependent glucose transporter 1B-like
Exons: 3
Biological process (GO): transmembrane transport
Source: RefSeq, a predicted model, not a curated record
GGUGCUAUCCUUGGGCCUACAUUUCCAGACUUGGCAAGCAAUGUGAACCUCAACAUUAGCAGCCUGUCUAUGAUCUUUGUGGGCCGAGCCUCUGGGUUUCUAUGCGGCAGCCUGAUUAGUGGGGUUCUCCUUGACUGUAUGAAUCAUGUUUUACUUUUGGGUGUGUCAAUGUUGGCUACCGCAGUUGGGCUUUAUCUCACUCCUUUCUGCAAGAAGGCUUUCUCACUGAUAGGCAUGAUGGCCAUCUUCGGUGUGGCAGUUGGUGUUGUGGAUACAGGUGGGAACGUCCUCAUCUUGGAUCUCUGGGGGGACAAAGGAGCCCCCCACAUGCAGGCCUUGCACUUCAGUUUCGCCUUGGGUGCCUUCCUGGCUCCCCUGCUGGCUAAAUUGGCCUGGGGUACAACAGCAUCUGCUCAGAACCACACAGAGUCCGACUUUGACCCUCCAAUGCUGAACCGAUCCUCUGAAGCCGCCACAGGCUCUCUGUUCGCGGUUCCCGAUAAUAUGAAUCUGCUGUGGACCUAUGCCUCCAUCGGCACCUAUGUUUUGGUAAUUUCUGUCUUUCUGUUUGGUCUGUUUUGUAAGAAACGUUCAAGGCAGAAAAAAUCCACAGCGUCUGCGCAGGGAGCUCGAAGGGCUAAAUACCACAGGGCCCUGCUCUGCCUCCUCUUCCUCUUCUUCUUCUUUUACGUGGGAGCCGAGGUGACCUAUGGCUCUUACAUUUUCUCCUUUGCCACCAGCCAUGUUGGCAUGGAAGAAAGCGAGGCAGCUGGCUUGAACUCUGUCUUCUGGGGGACCUUUGCAGCCUGCAGGGGCCUGGCCAUCUUCUUUGCAACACUCUUAAAGCCUGGAACCAUGAUUGUGUUGAGCAACAUUGGCAACCUGACCUCAUCUUUAUUCCUGGUGCUUUUUGACAAGAACCGUCUUUGUCUCUGGAUUGCAACUUCUGUGUAUGGAGCCUCGAUGGCAGCCACAUUUCCCAGCGGCAUUUCCUGGGUGGAGCAGUACACUAGCAUAAGUGGGAAAGCUACAGCGUUCUUUGUGAUUGGUGCUUGUCUGGGAGACAUGGCCAUUCCUGCAGUGAUCGGAAUUCUUCAGGGAUACUACCCAGACCUGCCAGUAGUUCUGUACACGGGUCUGGGGUCAGCCAUCUUCACUGCUGUUUUAUUUCCUGUGAUGUAUAAGUUGGCCACCUUACCCCUGGAACGCCAGCACAAAGGAAGAUGAAAGAGUGAGGACCGGCAAGCUCUGCUUUCCAGCGCUGAGCUAAAUGACUGUGAGAAAGAAAAUAAGUGGAAACAUGCAGAAAAGUGGAACGGAAUGUAUUCUGAAGUAAUUUAAAUAAAGAAUAUGAGGCUUUCUGUAAUAGAGUGCUCUAGAAAUAUGCUGACGUGA